Cydia strobilella is the source of this 1889-nucleotide messenger RNA. RefSeq names its product sialic acid synthase (gene NANS). NCBI's taxonomy places the organism in Eukaryota, Metazoa, Arthropoda, Insecta, Lepidoptera, Tortricidae. Gene Ontology annotation, biological process: carbohydrate biosynthetic process. The transcript is spliced from 5 exons. Gene Ontology annotation, molecular function: N-acylneuraminate-9-phosphate synthase activity. Bases 171 to 1229 code for a protein of 352 amino acids. The record is from RefSeq and is a predicted model, not a curated record.
GCGCCGCGCGCUGCCACUAGUGAUGCGUGCGCGCACCAAGCUACUCGCUUUUAUAUUAAAUUGACCUUAUUUACUUUGCUGGAGGUCGAUAAACCUUGUCAUAUUAAUCUAGUGUUACUCUAGCCACAACCCGCUCCAGUGUUCUCCUAGUGUUUUAAAUUUUAUGGACCAUGUCGAAUUCGGUCGAAGUUACGAUAAGCCCGGACGUCAAAAUUGGCGGCGCUAACCCGUGUUUCAUUAUAGCAGAAGUCGGACAAAACCACCAAGGUGACAUUGAAAUAGCGAAAAAGUUGAUAAAAGCCGCAAAGGAAGCAGGGGCGACUUGUGUUAAAUUCCAAAAAACAUGCCUUAAAGAAAAAUUCACAAAGAAAUAUUUGGAGCGGCCGUACGAUAACGCCAACUCCUGGGGCAAAACCUAUGGCGACCACAAGAAGCACUUGGAAUUCUCGGAAACCCAGUACAGGGAGCUGUUCAAGUAUGCGCAGGAGGUCGGCAUUCUGUACACUGCUUCCGCCAUGGACAUGGUGUCCUUCGAUUUCCUAGUCAACAUGAAGGUGCCCUUCAUCAAAAUCGGGUCCGGCGAUUCAAACAACUUGCUGUUCCUCAAAUACGCAGCCUCUAAAAAGAUCCCUCUAAUCAUCUCAACCGGGAUGGUAGACAAGGCUGCAGUGAAGACUAUCUAUGACAUCAUAUCCGCGCAACACAAACAGUUCUGCCUGCUUCACUGUAUCUCAGCUUACCCCGUACCUUAUGAGGACUGCAAUCUGACCGUGCUGCAGGAUUACACGAACACAUUCGACAUUCCCGUCGGAUACUCCGGCCAGGAGUUAGGCACGGCUGUAGCUUUAGGAGCUGUUGCGCUGGGAGCUAAGGUGCUGGAGAAGCACAUAACAUUAGACAAGAGCAUGAAGGGCACGGACCACGUGUGCUCGCUAACUCCUACAGAAUUCUCCCAGCUGGUGCGCGACGUGCGUGUCAUCGAGGCCUCGCUGGGCACGCCCAUCAAGAAGGUCGUCACCUCAGAAAUUCCAUGUAUCGACAAGCUUCAGAAGUCACUAGUGAUGGGCAGUACGAAGAACAAGGGUGAAAUCCUGUACCCCGGUGACGUUAAAAUCAAGGUCGCGGAGCCGAAAGGACUCAACGCGCUGCACUUCGAAGAUGUCAUUUACAAGACGCUAGUGUGCGACAAGAAGGAGGACGAGCCACUCAACAAGGGAGACUUCUGCUAAUGAAGAAUUCCACGCAGUAUAUUUCGUGUAUUAAGUCAAUCAUUAUUUUUCUGUACUUUUUUUUAUCCUUUAUCACAGGAACUCCCAUAACUGCAAAUGUUCAGAAAUUACGCGUUUGUACGGGACAACGGUAGACAAUGUCUUGGAAUGUUCCUUAUACAUAUACAUAUCUUGUUCCUUUGAUGACACAAACAAUACUCCCUAUUACUGAAAUGUUCUGCCGCCAGAGUGCAGCACUAGUGCACAUACUAAACCAUAGAGUAACUUAUACAUACUAGGCUUUAAACAGUUUUUUGACAAGUUUUCUCUAAAAAUUGAUGCAUCGAGGCGGUUUCUUUACAGGUGGCCUACCGCUAAACGCGAAAAUCGAAAUUUCGUUAUCUGCCUUUCUAUCGAUCGAAAAAGCAAGUCAUAGACAAGCAGAAACCGACCUUUCGAUUUUCGCGUUUCGCAGUAGGCCCUGUGAUUGUGCUAGUGACGCCCUCUACGCAGAGUUUUGCGUAAUAUUCCCUAUUGGCCUUUUGUAAUCUUAUUGCAAUAGGUCCAGUUUUGGUCAAUUUAGUGUGUUUAUAGUUUAAUACUAUCUUGAUCAAUUUGAUUAUGCAUGAAAAAUAGUUAAAAAUAUAUCAGUGUAGGAUUUUUGUUUGCGAAAUAUGACCA